Symbiodinium necroappetens is the source of this 588-nucleotide messenger RNA. NCBI's taxonomy places the organism in Eukaryota, Dinophyceae, Suessiales, Symbiodiniaceae. The record is from the annotation of a GenBank genome assembly.
AUGCUGCUGGGCGAAAGCUGCCGCAGAGACCUCCCAGCCAACAAGCCCGCCCGGCACGGGCUCAUCGACCUGGCCUACGCCGGCCUGACGACUUGCAAGGAUGCGAUUCUGAAGUGCCAGAGUGCGGCGGAGGUGCAGAGCUGCCUGCAGAAUUUCUUCGAGUCGAUCUAUGACCCGAGUUAUCUCGUGGAGUUGGUGGCUGCAGCAGAGUACAAGUUGUGGGACAAGGAGGCCUCAAUGGCCAAAAUCGGCGUGCCGUCCUUGCACACCAUGGAUUACGAAAAUUCGCGGAAGCACUGGGAUCGGUACCAGAACCAUUACAGGCUUCAGAACUACGUUCUCCGCGAGUUGUGCCAGGAUACGAGCACCGCACAAUCAACCUCAAUCACGGGAGGAACUAUAGCCUCAAAGACCUCGACCUCGAACGUGAACGGCGGGAAUGUCGCAGUCUCGCAAACUGGUGUGGUCCUUGACAUGAGGUUGACAACAAGAUCUGUCAUGAAGAUUUUCAACCAGUUUGUGCAGCACUUGGCCAACUCCGAGAACCCUGCGCAUAGCGCCGGCAUCUUGAGAUCUUGUGUCGAGUAA